Molecule: messenger RNA, 4196 nt
Organism: Vicugna pacos (alpaca)
Lineage: Eukaryota; Metazoa; Chordata; Mammalia; Artiodactyla; Camelidae
Source: RefSeq, a predicted model, not a curated record
GAUUCCUUCUAUACUCACACAGGUGUCCUGGGAGCCAUGAGGUUUGAGGUUUGGGCCAGGCCCUUCCUUCAGACACACGUGUUAAGUCACUCUGGGCUCUUGCUGGUGCAAGGCCCUGCCUGGGGUGUCUUGUGCUCAUCCUCACCAAGCCCACCUGGGAGAGAGCCUGUGUAGGUCCCAGGGUUGGAGUAAAGACAGGGUCCAGAACUCUGGGGAGCUGUAGGCCUCCACAGCCCCACCCCACUACCUGGAUCCAAGUGGAAGCAUAGGGCAGGUGGUGCCCACUUCCCCUUCGUGUGGAUAGAGGGUCAGCAGCUCCUGGGCCCAGGGACCCUUUCCUAGUAUUAACCCAGGAGAAACCUAGGCCUUGAGAAGUGGAAGGAUUAGUGCAGAUCACACUGGCUCCUCCAGUGGGGCGGGGCCGCCCUGCUCUCCCCUUCCCCCAGCCUCAGGGCGCUAGGGGCCGGCCUGCAGGACAGUGAGCUGAUUGUGUCCCAGGCCAGCCUUCUGGGCCCCUGGCACGGCCUGGCCAGAGCUGAGGGGCCGUACAGAAACUAUGCACAGGCGGCACCCCUACCUGGGGGCCCGGCCCCAGGGGCCCCCGCCUGCUUCCUUUGGGUUUGGGCUCCUCAAGGCCUAGGGCUCAAGGCAGAUGAUGGCUAUCUUUCCAGGGUUGGAGUGGGGGGUACUGGGGUGGCUGUUGAUUCCUGGGAGGAAGCACAGUAAAUCACCUCUGAUUGGCUGAGUGUGGGCCUCGUGUCCAACAUCACUCUCAGGGAGGCAGGGUGGGACCUUGAUUGGCAGUAUCCCCGAGGCUUCAUGGGGUCAAAGGAUCCAAAUGCCUACCCACACUCCCCCACAAGGGAUCAGUCCUAGGUCUUGGGCCCACUGGACCUUGGGCUCUGGAUGGAGAUCUUCCUGCUGUAAGUAUGGAUGGGAGGUGGUGCAGAGAGAAACUCAACCGUUGGCAGAGGGACCCCACCAUGGGGGACAGGUGUGGCAGGCGUGCUGGUGGGACACCCGUUUGACACGGUCAAGGUGCGGCUUCAGGUCCAGAGCAUGGAGAAGCCCCAGUACCGAGGGACCCUGCACUGCUUCCAGGCCAUCAUCAAGCAGGAGAGCGUGCUGGGCCUGUACCGGGGCCUGGGCUCGCCCCUCAUGGGACUCACCUUCAUCAAUGCACUGGUGUUCGGAGUACAGGGUAAUACCCUCCGGGCCCUGGGCCAGGACUCACCACUGAACCAGUUCCUGGCGGGCGCGGCGGCGGGCACCAUCCAGUGCGUCAUCUGCUGCCCCAUGGAGCUGGCCAAGACACGGCUGCAACUGCAGGACGCGGGGCCCGCCCGCACCUACCGCGGCCCCCUGGACUGCCUGGCGCAGAUCUACCGGCAGGAAGGCCUGCGCGGUGUCAACCGGGGCAUGGCCUCCACUCUGCUGCGCGAGACCCCCAGCUUCGGCGUCUACUUCCUCGCCUACGACGUGCUGACCCGCGCGCUGGGCUGUGAGCCGGGCGACCGCCUGGUGGUGCCCAAGCUGCUGCUGGCGGGCGGCACGUCGGGCAUCCUGUCCUGGCUCUCCACCUACCCUGUGGAUGUGGUCAAGUCGCGGCUGCAGGCCGAUGGGCUGCGGGGCACCCCCCGCUACCGCGGCAUCGUCGACUGCGUGCGCCAGAGCUACCAGGCCGAGGGCUGGCGUGUUUUCACGCGCGGCCUGGCCUCCACGCUGUUACGCGCCUUCCCCGUCAACGCCGCCACCUUUGCCACCGUCACUGUGGUGCUCACCUAUGCGCGUGGUGAGGAGGCCCGGCCUGAGGGCGAGGCUGUGCCCGCUACCUCUGCUGCCCCAGCAGGUCCUACCCUGGCCCAGCCCUCCAGCCUGUGAUGCCUGGGACCCUGGCAGGGAAGAGCCCGACCUCCCCAAGGACCGCUUUUCAAAAACACAACAUAGAUAUAAAUUGACCCCUGGCCGAUUGCCCUGCCCAGACUCCCAAACUCCAUGGGUCGUGGACUCCAUCAGACCUGGGUUGCAUUCUCCUCGGCUGGGUGACCUUGGCCACAAAUUUGACUUUCUCAGUUUUCUCCACUGUGAAACGGGGAUCCUCGCACCCAUGUCGUACAGUCAGGAAGCUCAGAGAUGAUGCCUGGUGCAGUGCCAGCCUGGCACGGUUACUUUGAGUCUUCCAGAAACCCAGCCAACACUCCAUCCUUCCCUGGGAUCCCAGCCACAGCCCCACAGGGUCUCUCUCCCCAUCGAUGGGCUGCUCAGCGACUCACUAGUUGGAAACCCUCAGCCAGGCAGAGCUCUGGGGACGUCUUGGCCUCUUGUGUGGUCUGUAUGGGACAGGCAGGCAGCUCAGGCCUCCUGGUGUCAUAGAACUGAGCCCUCUGCCAGUGCCCACAGCUUCUCCAUAUGGCACUGCCACGAGUACCCCUACUGCCAGUCCCACUGGAGGGUAACCUGGGGGACCCACUAAGAAGAACCUUCUAGAGGUGCCAUAUUAGCCUAGGGGCUGGAGUAGGGGAGUGGGCACAGGCCAGUAGGAGAGGUGAUCUCAAUUAAAUACAGCUGAGGCAAGGGAAGUCUUUUCACCAUCUGGGCCUCAGGCUGCCCAUCUGUAAAAUGGGGGCAUAGGUCAGCUGCUGUCUGGAGCGCUGGCCUACUACUGCCAUCCAAGUUUUCCUGACGUGUGCAGAGGGGUCAGCAGGGAAAGCAGUAUAGGGAGCCCCCUCCCCAGCAGGCGGUGUCUUUCCUAGGCGAUCUCAGUGCCUGGUGUUUCCGCGAGGCCAGGCAGGGCCUGUUAGUGGGCACAGGUAUGGCAGGUUUGGACCCCUUCAGACCGAACAGCACCUGAGCCCACCCUCCAGGGGCUGUCACCAGGAGCAGAGUGGAGGUGUGAGCUUGGGGCAGCUUGGCACUUCCAGUACAUUGUGGCCGUGAGAUGGGACGAGGAGGUGGCGAAUGCUUCUGUACAAGUUGGAGGUGACUGAGGUCUCCUUUGCCCUGAGUGAGGCUCAGCCUCCUGGCUGAUAUGAUAAGCUCUCCCAGGAGACAGACUGUUCAAGGAAGAAGGACUCCCACCUUGUGGCAUCGUUGUACAGAAACCACCAAGGGAAUAAAGUGUUCUUUGUUUUUUCAAGAGAACAGGGCUGCACUUGUGGAUCACAGAGGAAGGGGUUUCCCCACCCCCUCACUGGAGCCCGAGGAGCCGGCUUGGUGGCCUAUGUGCCCUCAGGCCCUGAUGGCAGCCCCAGCUGUGUGGCCUGGGUGGGCUGUAGGCUACCCCUGGAUCUUCAGUUUCCUCAUCUACAAAAUGGGGCUAAUGGAGGCCUGGGGAUUAAGUGAGUAAAUCUCACAGGCCCGUUGGAUGCAGCUCAGCCAUUCAGCAAGUGAUGGGAGGCCUGGUGCUCACCGUCCUCCAGCUGGAGGCUGUGUGCUGUGACUUCUCUGGAAAGGCUGCAGUGUGGAGGCUCAGAGGACUCUACCGGAGGCCAGAAACGUCUUCCCAGAGCAGGGAGGUUUCCGUGGAGCUCUGAAGGGUGAAUGGACCUGUCCAUCUGAGGUUAGACCUAACCCAGCCUACACGGCCUCUGAGGGCUUCCUGGAGGAGGCCUUUCAUGCCAAAGGGGUGUUGUCUUCAUGUCUGCCCACCCCCACAUCUGCUCAGCCUCCUGGCGUCAAUCCUGGGCACCCUGAGUCUCCACAGCUGCCAACCUGGAGUCUCUAACCUUCCAACCACUGAGCCAGAAGCCUCUGCCCACCUGCAGAGGGAGCAGGAGAGAGGCCCCCCUCAACGUUCCCUCCUGGAGUGCGCCUGCUCUCCUGGGCCUUUAUACCCCAUUGAACCCCCAGCACCAGCCUGUGACGUCAGGCUUGUCUGCAGUUACCAGGGACAGGCGGGUGGGAAGGGGCUAGCUGGUGACCCCAGGCAAGGUGUCCUCAGAUGCAUCACAGGCUCCAUGAACCCAGCGGAGCCCCCAGCACCCUGGGGUCCCAGGCAGCAUCCUUCUCCAAUGAAAUUUUCCUGGCCUCUCUCCCUACUCUUUCCUCUGAAAGAAACCAUGCAGAUGCUAAAACCCAGGGUCCCCCAUUCCCGCCCAAGCCACUGAUGGUUAAACAUCACCAAGUCAGGCAGGAGGACAGGUUGGCAGAGGUGCGGGGUUUUUAAUAAAUUUUUGGACACUCCAUCUUCUCCCUGA